AACCUCAUCAUCGCAUUGAGCGGAACCGGUGAUUGAUUGACGCCAAAGUGCCAGUCGCCAGCAUGUCGAACCCUCCUUCCCAGACGUAUUUGCCGAGCAAGACGGUCCAGACCGAUUAUCCUCUCAUCGACAACGACCCACAUUUCAAGCGAGUUCUCCGCUAUGCGAGGCCUUCCGACUACGCCCACGGCGUCGUGGCUGCCGCAGCAGGGCCGGGCAUGCUCCUCGCCAUGGAGAAGUUCGCGCCGUCACACGUCGGCAAGGGAGGAUUUGCCAGGGCGAUGCGAUUAGGAGGAUUCAUCGGCCUAUGUGGUGGCUUCAUCUACUUCUACCAGCGAUCGAUCCUCCGCUUCUACGGCAUGAGCGAGAACGCACGCGAGGUGCAAAUGGACAUGCGCGAGAUGGUGAGCAAGGUCAAGGCCGGCCAGCCGCUCUACGGCGAGAGCCAGCUCACCCCCGCCAUGCAGGGCGUCGCUGCCCGGCAGUCCAGGUACUCGGCGCUCUUCAUGGGUGUCCUGCCGUGGUUCAAUUUCGUCAACCACAACCAACACGGCGUCGACACAGCCAAGUACUACCAGCAAGCAGAAAGGGAACUCGAGGCCGAGAGAUUGUCCAAGGGCACGGCGUAAGUACCGAGGUUAGGGGCAGGGAAUCGGCAGACGGCGCGGCUGCGUGUACAGGAUCCGGGCGAGGGUGGAAUUGACGCUGUGCGUGUAUAUAUGGGGUUGGAUGACAGGUAUUCACAGGUCUCGAGCCAACAAGCAAUUUUUUUCAGGUCUCUUUCUUUCUUUCUUUUGAUUGACCAUUGCAGCUCCCUGUUUGCGGCCUCGCCAUGGACCGCCCACCCCAAGCAAUCCAAGUGGAAUUUCCAGUUUGAGCGGCAACAGCGGUAUUUUAGCCUCUUGCCGCCUGCUGACGAAUGGGUAAUGCUGAGACCAUCGGCCCCAAGCUUAGAUGGACGAAGAAGCGUCCCAGAACCGCCAUGGA
Phialemonium atrogriseum is the source of this 987-nucleotide messenger RNA. Its product is annotated as NADH-ubiquinone oxidoreductase complex I, subunit 21kD. The transcript has 4 exons. NCBI's taxonomy places the organism in Eukaryota, Fungi, Ascomycota, Sordariomycetes, Cephalothecales, Cephalothecaceae. The record is from RefSeq and is a predicted model, not a curated record. Bases 63 to 629 code for a protein of 188 amino acids.